CAGCACGCUCGCGCAGCCUCGCCUCCUCGUCCGGGGCCAAUGGGCUCGCAGGAUCCGCCCCUGACGACGCAGGCCCCGCCUCCUAGAGACGCGCGCGGCGCAGCGGUCCCCAGCGAGGGGAGCUGGGAAGCUGGGGCCGGGCCGGGGGUCCGCCGCCAUGAAGCUGACGCGGAAGAUGGUCCUGGCCCGGGCCAAGGCCUCAGAGCUGCACAGAGUGCGCAAGCUCAACUGCUGGGGUAGCCGUAUCACAGACAUUUCCAUAUGCCGGGAGAUGCCCAGCCUGGAGGUGGUCACCCUCAGCGUCAACAGCGUCUCCAACCUGGAGCCCGUGAGCCGGUGCCAGCACCUGAGCGAGCUGUACCUGAGGAGGAACUGCAUCCGCAGCCUGGCCGAGCUCUUCUACCUGAAGGACCUGCCGCACCUCAGGGUGCUGUGGCUGGCCGAGAACCCGUGCUGCGGCGCCAACCCGCACCGCUACCGCAUGACCGUGCUGCGUAACCUGCCCAGCCUCCAGAAACUGGACAAUCAAGCUGUGACGGAGGAGGAGCUGUCCCGCGCCUUGAUGGAGGGAGAGGAAAUCACCGCCCCCGGCAGAGAGGGCGUGGGCAGCAGCUGCCCCGAGCAGCCGUCCUGCAUGCUGAGCUCCAGCAGCUCCACCGCUGAGACCGGCCGGGACCCGCUGAGCUGCUGCGAGGAGGAGGCAGACAGCAUCCAGGACCAGCUCCGCCUGAAGGCCCCUUCCCAGGACCGGUUUCCUUCCUUCUCGCAGAGGGACGUUUCGAACAGUCACAAGAAUAGGAACGUCCUGACAGCCAUCCUGCUGCUGCUGCGGGAGCUGGACGUGGAGGGGCUGGAGGCCGUGCAGCAGACUGCGGGCAGCCGGCUGCGGGCCCUGCGGGAGCAGGAGCUGCCGGAGCAGGUGGAGUGACUGUCGCCAGGGCCCAGAGCCUCCAGGCCUCCACGUGGACCCCGGUGUCUUCCCCCAUCACCUGGGAGCUAGAGGGCCACGGCCUUAGCCCCUCGCAGGAAAGCCACCCUCGGUUUGCCGGGGCCGAGGGCAGGAGGGUGCCGGGUGCUGGCUGGGUGGACCCGGCCCUGUGCCCGUGGCUGAGAAGGAUCCUGGGCCUGGGCUGGCGGAGACACCUGCCCACACCUGCACAUCCCAGGACUCUCUUACGGUCGGGAGGGUCAGGGCUCUUCUCCAUGGGAGGGAUUUUGGGGACAUCCUCCCUAAUAAAGUAUUUCUAAGUCUGAACUGGAAGCAGACGUU
Molecule: messenger RNA, 1270 nt
Organism: Propithecus coquereli (Coquerel's sifaka)
Lineage: Eukaryota; Metazoa; Chordata; Mammalia; Primates; Indriidae
Gene: CFAP410
Product: chromosome unknown open reading frame, human C21orf2
Exons: 7
Coding region: 158-928 (256 amino acids)
Biological process (GO): cytoskeleton organization
Molecular function (GO): protein binding
Source: RefSeq, a predicted model, not a curated record